This is a messenger RNA of Helicoverpa armigera (cotton bollworm), 1425 nucleotides long. RefSeq lists its product as uncharacterized. NCBI's taxonomy places the organism in Eukaryota, Metazoa, Arthropoda, Insecta, Lepidoptera, Noctuidae. The transcript has a single exon. The record is from RefSeq and is a predicted model, not a curated record. The coding region runs from base 107 to 1012 and encodes 301 amino acids.
ACAAGAUUGACAAACAAAGUCAAGUCUGAAAAGGCCAAGCAAGUGAACAAGCCUUUGUUGUUUUCUAUUUUAUACAAUUUAUUUUAAUCAUUUAUUCAUAGCUAAAAUGAGUGUUGUGCCGUCGAAUUUAUCAUUUAAUUCAUCAGUAACGACAUCCCAAUACGACAGCCAGGAUGACGCAGAACCGACCAAAGUUAAAAACUAUCUGAAAGAAAGAUUGAAGUCACGAAUUUUUUUGGGACGUUACGUAGAAAGGAGACUUGCAGAUAAACGUAUCGGAUACCGAGACAUAGUCGUAGUAAGUCCAGCAGAGGUUAAACUAAAGAAAGACUUAUUAGACGUACAACAUAAACUGAUAACAGUUUGUCCGAGUACACAUUGGAUAGGAAUCACAGAUACGGAAGCCUUAGGUUAUACAUCUGGGGUUUGCCUGUGGACAGAAAUAGACAACCAGCCCUUCGGCCCCUUUUGGUUUCAAAUUAAGAGUUUAAAAUUCAGGGAUGAUGAAGUUAUGGUACAGUUGAAAUGUUUGAGACAUAUUUCAGAUGCGUUUUUGGAGAUAGAACCGAUUUUGACUGGAGCCGUGAAGACAACAAAAUCUACUGAAACCACAGAAAAGAAAUUAGAAAGUAGUGUUGCAUCUCUUAAUGAGACCUAUACUGAUUUUGUUGAAACUAUGAAAAGUUUCUUGUCUAUAAGCAAUGUGAAGGAAUUUAUAACAUUUUUGCUUGCUUUUGUUAUUGCAAUCUUUACAGGAAGUUCAUCUUUUAUUAAUUUUCUUGGAAACUUUAUAUUAGCACUUGUAAGGGAACUGUCACUUUUAGUGAAAAACUCAACUCCAAUGUUUCUGGGAUUGCUAGAUUUCUUUAGUAAAAUUGUUGGAGGGUUUUACAUAUUGUUGGCUAUGUUCUUUAGACAAAGUGCUCCUCCUCCACCAAACAAAAGAACAAUAGGAGCUUAUGACAGAUCUCGCAGAAGUUACAAUCACUAUGACGAUGGCCAGUUUGAUUGAUAUUUGCGAUCUGACAAAAACUAGUUUUAUUGCUAUUAUUUAUGUAAAGUUUUGUUUAGUCUUGUAGAGUGGUGUUUAUUUCGAUCUCAUUUAUUGUAUAUUCUAAAUCUUGCUUAUAAAUACUUAUUUUUAAAAAUUAACUUACACAGCCAUCUUUAUGAUAUCAGCUAACUAAAAGUCAUUCCAGAUGCAUUUUUAUUUACUGUUAUGAAUAUAAUCACUAUUUAAUGCUUGAAAUAAAUUGUAUAUUACAGAAAACUCAAGUAAAUAUGUUAAAAGUUUAAUUCCAAAAAACUGUGUAUACAUUUUUACACCAUUUCUGAAUUUAACAUUAGAUGUUAUAGAUUUAUUUUUGGUUGAUGUGGUUCAUAAUAUUAUUAUUGUUACUGGAAAUAAACGGUUUUUGAACAAUA